GGUCAGAUUGUUAAUAUAUUUUUGAUUUUGGCAGUGAUAGGUGCCCUUUAAGGUUCACUAUGAGUUUGGCCAGUGGAAGUGUUGGGAUUCGGUGCAUCCUUACUACACAGAGUUGGGGGUAUGUGUAGGAAAACAGUGCAGUCAGCAGUAGAAGUUGUGCUGGUUGUACAAGGUGUGUGUGAAUGUGCAGUGUGUACAUAAGGACAGUGCCACAAGCGUGACCGGCUGCUGUUUGUUACUAGUGUUUGUACAGCGGCACCUGCACAUCCUAUUGGAGAAGGAACAACAUCUCCGGCAACUACUGGUCACACUGACAUGUCUGGCCAAUGGCACGGCUUACUCCUUGGCUCUAAGGGCAGGGGGCGGCUCAGCCUAAAACUCAGCACUGAGGGCUCCACGUAUUCUCAUACAGGAGUGUGUGUUCCACUUGCUGGUGUUUACUGGGCACAGCUACUGGGCAAGGCUGGCACUGGAAUCCAUUGGGCACACAGUCCUGGCAAGGAAAUCACUGGUGUUUACUGGGAGAGUUACUGGGCAAACAUUGGCAUUUGUUGGUUGGCUGGAUACCAGGGAAGAGGCAAAUAAUGCACUGAAGGCUGAUGGGCAGGACUUGGGGGUAAGAGUGACUGGCACAUACUGAGAUUGGCAUUAAGGAUCUUUGACCCCCUAUUGCAUCUGGGACCCAAAAUGCACAGCAAUUAACAGGGGCACCUACUGCACUGCAUCACCCUAGAUGGGCACCACCAUGCCUGGCACAUCUGCAGCUGCGCUCUUCUUGCUUUUCCAGCUUGUGGCGGCCCAAUCUGGAAUUCCCCUCGGAUCUCUGAGUGUAUCUUCUCUUGAGUUCCUCAACCCACCAGACAAGGUUUCUGAGGGACAUGUUCUGCAGGUUUGGUAUCAAUGUAAGGAGGAGCAACUGGUACACGUAGAUAUAAUUGCCUCAUCCCUCAUUGCUUCAUCCGUGUCUGUGUUUAAGAAAAGAUGGUCGUGUGGCCCCCAACAGGAACAGACAGUAAGGAAAAUCCGCUUGGACUUCCCAGACCAGAUGGUCUACAGAGAAGACUACUUUCUAAGGAAUUCCAUAUAUGUACAUGAUGUGUUUCUGAGAGCUUGGAUCUCCGAUUAUCCCUCUGAUUAUACCAGUCCUGCGGAUUGGCUCACCUACAACAGGGGGCUGGUAAAGAAAAUCCACUAUGUUCAAGCUGUGCCCCCCUACAGCCGCCCCUACAAGCCCCCCAGUAGGUCUCUACGAUGGGACCAGCAGCUCAUUUGGAACCUGGGAAAAAACAAAUUGCCCCAGUGUCAGGCGGAGCCAGAGGUUGCUCAUCUCCUGGAGUUUGUUUAUGCAUCGACUGGGGAGGACUUUGGGGUGCUGAGGACCCUGGAGCCCUACAAGAACCGAGUUCUAGAGAGACAGAGGAAAGCCUCCAUCAGCAAUCCACGAUGCACCUUCUCCACUUGGCUGUACCUACUGGAGGGCUGUUCUAGAGGGACAUGUGGCUUGUUCUACCAUGUUGGUGAUGAUAGCGACUAUUCUUCUCCAACUGUGCUACUAAACAGUGAAGGUCAGUUACAUAUUCAGGUUGAUCUGAUGUCUGGGAAAACCUAUGCCUUUCAGAGUUUUGUGUCCCUCCCCUUGAACCAGUGGUGCCAGAUCCACCUCAUUUUGGACAACUCAUUGGCCAACCUCACAGUGAUAUGCGAUGAUGAUCCCCCCAGCAUGAUGUCCUACAGAUUCCCGACCAGUGUGUAUCUGGAUGACACCACGGGAUACUUUAGUCUGACCGGAUGUCAAUUUGUUUCUGGGAUAAUUGGGUUCCUGGGACCCACUGUGUAUUAUAGGAACAAGAUAACUUUUAUUGAUAAGGCAAGUCCCCCCAAGCUUCUCCAAAGCCUCCAUCUGUCCCACUGGUACAACACAUGCCAAGCCUUCCAGCAACAUUGUGGAAGCAAAUACCAGUCUUUUCUGUCAGCAUCAAGAUGGCAGAUGCCUCCAGGGACCUGCAGGGAUGUGUUCCAAGAUCUAGUUUCAGGCUCUAACACAAUAUCUUCUGGGCCAACGUGCACUGCGAUGGAGGCACCUGCAAUGCCAAAACGAGCCACUGUCACCCGGCUUCUGAGAAGGAAAGCGGAACUGGGGGGAGGGGAGCACCUGAACAUGGAGCAGAUUGGCAGAGCCCUGUAUCAUAUCUACAUGAGGAGAGUCCUCUCCACCAAUGGUCUGUCUCGUAUGAAUGGGCCCAUAAGCUUGCUGUUACAGGCCGGCUGUCUGGGGUAUCAUCCAGCCCUAUAUCUUGCCUCGGUUCUCUUCCAGACUGGAUUUGGGAUUAAAAUGGACCCAUCGAAGGCUCUAAUGCUCAAGCUCAUUGCCGCACAGAAGGACGAUCGUCUGUCUCUCAUGUCUCUUGGCCACAAACACCACAUGGGUGGAGAUGGUUACCCAGUAGACUACGACCUCUCUUAUGCCUAUUAUGCCAAUAUCGCCUUCCAGUCAACAGAAGAUCGGCUGCAGCCAAACAGAGACCAGUCCUAUGUAGAGACCAUCCGCCUGAUUGAUGAAGAAGUUCUAAAACUGCAGACGAAGGAGGAUGAUGAUCUCUUCAUGUGGCUACGAUACCAGGCCAAGCAGGGUGUUAUCUCUGCACAGCAAAGUGUGAGCCGAAUGUUGUACUGGGGACAACAGGGGAUCUCCUCCAACCUCCAGGCUGCUGCUAAGUUCUAUGAGAAGGGGGCCAUGCAGCAGAAGGACCCAGUAAUGAUGUAUGAUUAUGGGGUGGUGCUGCUCAGGGGCCAAGGGGUGAAACAGGAUAUACCAAAGGCUUUAGAGUAUCUGAAGAAAGCGGCCGAUAUGAACUUUGUUCCAGCCCUUAACAGCCUGGGCUGGUAUUAUGAGAGGUAUGAGGGAGAUUAUGAGAAAGCCAUUGAAUACUGGGAAAGAGCAGAUGAACUCUGGAAUGCAGAAGCUGCUUUCAACCUCGGCAUUAUGUACUUUAAUGGGUAUUAUCCAGGCCAAGGCAGAAAUUAUACUGCAGCGUAUCACUACUACCUGAAAUCCGCAACCCGUGGUCACAUUGAUGCAGCUGUUCAUGUCUCAUUUUUCUGGAUCAAAGGGAUCCCUGGGCUGGUACCACGGAAUCCUCAUGAUGCAGUUGUGUGGACAAAAUGGGCAGCAGAACAGAACGGGUAUCUCGGGAUGCAGUUACGGAAGGGCCUGGACGCGUAUCUGAAACAUUCCUGGCUGGAGUCCCUUCUCCAUUACAUACAGGCAGCGGAGGCCGGCUUUGAGAUCGCCCAGUUCAACGCAGCGUAUAUCUGUCAGCAUGACCCGGACGGCCUCAUGAGUCACUAUAUCCAUACAGACUGUAUGUGGAAAUAUUACAACCUGUCAGUAUCAAGUGCCUCCCCAUCAUCCUAUGCCCAGAUCAAGAUGGGGGACUUGUUGUACACGUCUCACAUGAGGAGGAAGCGCAAUGUUCAGGCUGCAGUGCAGAUGUACAAAGCUGCCGCUCUACUGAAAGACCCCCAGGGUCUCUACAACUUGGGUAUCCUGGUAGAAGAUGGAGUUCCAGUUCCAUGGUCCACCCUUCAUGAGUUGGGCUUCAAUAGAUCCACAGGCAGCAAUAACUACACCAUCGCUAUAGAGCUGUACAGAAGAUGCCGAGACCACGAGAGUGACGAUUCAUACAUUCCCUGCAGCCUGGCUCUCAUCAAUGCUCAGAUACAAUACAUGUGGGCCUUCCAUGGAAUCAUGCUCAAGUGUUCCAGUGCAGCGGCCAUUGCCAUUGUUACUCUGAUCAGUCUGGCCACAAUUUUGGGGAGAUUACGUCAGGGAGCCCUAAUCCGGCAGCAAUCUGUAUGAGACCCACCGGCUGGGAAUGAUGUGGAGGAAGCACCAGGAUCGGCAAUUCCAGAAUAUUCUAUAAUAUAGAGGUGCCUUGUUGUUCUGCUGCUCUACACUGUUCCCUAAUGAGGAGGAGCCCCAAUAAAUGGCUGUUCCACAUG
Xenopus laevis (African clawed frog) is the source of this 4002-nucleotide messenger RNA. RefSeq names its product protein sel-1 homolog 3. Lineage: Eukaryota; Metazoa; Chordata; Amphibia; Anura; Pipidae. Bases 734 to 3859 code for a protein of 1041 amino acids. The record is from RefSeq and is a predicted model, not a curated record. The transcript is spliced from 23 exons.